UUAUGCACUCUUUUCUUUAUAAAACGCUUGACCUUCUGAUGUUUGUUUGGUUUGACCAUGGCGGGGAAACUAGCAUUAUAUUUAUUAAACAACUAGAGGCAAGUUGAUUAUGGUAAAAAUCGCCGAGAUUUUACUAUCUAUUGCUAAAUAAUAUCAGUGCGAACAUCAGCCAAACUACAUCUAAAUUCGGAAUAGCGUGGCACAUUUGUGUCCCAGAUUUAGUGAACAUUGUGAAAUAUGAAUUUUUGGAUAUGUCUUGUCUGUCUGGUCUUUUUGCACAACGUCGUUGCGCAAAUACCUGAAGGAACGCCAUGUUACACCUCCCGAAACGAAUAUGGCUUAUGUAUAAACAUAAGAAAUUGCGAAUUCAUGAUCCGAUUACUAAGGACUAGAAGUCGGGAUGCGGAUACAGUGAAAUAUCUAAGAGCGUCCACGUGCGGCUACGACGGUAAUUUACCGAUGGUUUGCUGUCCACAAGAUGCCUCACUUAACGAUCUCAACAGCAAUGAGGGCUUGGAAGAACGGGCGAAAAAGAAUAAAGGCGAUACUGAAAAUGCUGGAGAUGCACAAUUAAAUGGACCUCAAUGUGGAAUCAGCAAUACAACUAACUACAGGGUUGUUGGUGGGGUACCAGCUAAGUUAAAUGAAGUCCCCUUUAUUGCUAUACUGGGUUACAGGAACCAGAAAAAUCCCAAUACGCCUAAAUGGCUCUGCGGAGGUUCUUUGAUAACUUACAGACAUGUUCUAACUGCUGCACAUUGCGUUAAUAAUAGGAAUGACUUGUAUGUUGUUCGCCUUGGAGAUCUUAAUUUAUUUGACGAUAACGAUGGUGCUUUUCCCGAGAACAUCGAAAUCUCGCAUUCCAAAGUUCAUGAAAAUUAUAGCCCUGUAAAUUACACCAAUGAUAUCGCUAUUGUGACGCUACAAAGGAGACCAAAAAAUCCAAAUGUCUGGCCUGUAUGCAUUCCCAACCAACAACCUUUAAUCAGCAACAAUUUCGUUAAAUAUCAAGCCAUGGUUGCAGGAUGGGGAGCACUUUAUUUCAAUGGGCCUUCGAGUGCAACGCUCCAGUUAGCUCAAAUACCUGUAGUCGAUCAGGGAAAGUGCAUAACUGCAUUUGCUAAUAAAGCUGUGAUUGACGACAGGAUUAUUUGCGCGGGCAGAGCAGAUGGCAAGCAGGACGCUUGCCAAGGCGAUUCAGGCGGGCCGCUUUUCUGGGGAACCAUUAGCGGAGAAGUCAUUCGUUAUUAUCAAAUUGGUGUAGUUUCAUAUGGUUUUCGUUGCGCUGAAGUUGGAUAUCCUGGUGUCUACACCAGAGUAACGAAAUUCAUUAAUUGGAUAGAAAACAAUAUUAAAUAGUAAUAAUUAGUAUAAAUACGUGCAAAUAUAUGAUCUUAGUACUUUAA
Messenger RNA from Phyllotreta striolata, 1406 nucleotides. NCBI's taxonomy places the organism in Eukaryota, Metazoa, Arthropoda, Insecta, Coleoptera, Chrysomelidae. The record is from the annotation of a GenBank genome assembly.